Messenger RNA from Merops nubicus (carmine bee-eater), 4107 nucleotides. RefSeq names its product collagen, type XXIV, alpha 1 (gene COL24A1). The transcript is spliced from 45 exons. Lineage: Eukaryota; Metazoa; Chordata; Aves; Coraciiformes; Meropidae. The annotation marks the transcript as partial. The record is from RefSeq and is a predicted model, not a curated record.
AUGCAUGUGGGACAGGUGCGGGUAUUUCAGCCAUCAUCACUGGACAAGUCUCCCCAAGAGCUGUGGGCUCAGCUAAGACAUGCUCUCCAGGGUCUCUGCAUGCUGCUCGUUGUAGUCCUUGCAGCUGUGGCAGACAGUGGAUCAAGCCACACAUGCAUUGUACAGCAAGGAGCCUGGUGGCUUAGUGGCAGUGCUGGUGUCAGAAUGGAGCUUGAGAACUGGCUGCUCUGCAGCUUAAAAGCUGCAAAUGCAAAGACAUUUGCCACGAGUGACUUUUCUCAUAACGGGGACUGGGAGAAGGCUCAACCCGUGGGCUUUGGUUGGCAAGUGCCUAUCAAGGGCUGGGCUGCCUGGGUUGGACUGGGCUGGAGAGGAGGGCCACAAGAAGCAGUGGCACCAGCUCAUCAGUGGAAAGUUACUGUGCAGUGUGAUGACUUUGAUCCAGGACUUCCUGAAGCCAGUGGUGUCCUCCCACUGACUUUGGAUGUUGACUCAAGAUUCCAGUUCCUUGGAGUUCUGAAAUUUGCAGCAAUAGAUGUUCUUCAUCAACUUGGCCUUGUGAAAGAUGUUCAACAGCCCUUGGAGACAACCUUGCCCUCAACAUCACCUCUGUUACCUCAGGGUGUUCGUCUAACCGUAUCAGGAGUUGUCCUAACUGGUGAUGCACAUAUUGAGUCCCCAGUCAUUCAAGUCAUACCAUCAAAUCUAGGGCAUCAGUUCACCGUAUUGGUUGGGUUGUACUCUUACAGAGUAAAUAAUGCUUUCCUUUUCAGUAUUAGGAACAAAAGUAGACUGCAAUUUGGUGUCCAGCUGCUGCCACGAAAGGUAGCGGUGUACACUGGAGCAAAGCAGUACAUAUACUUUGAUUAUGGUGUUCAUAAUAAACAAUGGCAUUCAUUUGCCAUUGACAUUAGAGGCAAGACUGUCUCAAUAUUUACUGAAUGUGGAAAGAAGCACUAUAGCGGGGAAGUACUUUCUAAAGUGGAGACAUUUGAUUUGGAUGGUUUAUUUACCCUGGGAAGGAUGAACUCUCACUCUGUUGGCUUUGAAGGAGUUAUAUGUCAGCUAGAUAUUAUUCCUUCUGCAGAAGCCUCUGCAAACUAUUGUAAAUAUGUGAAACAGCAGUGUCGCCAGGCUGAAACAUAUCGAUCUCUGCUAGGAGUGCCACAAUACUUUGAGUUAAGAAAUGUUUCUGCAUCGGAGUUUGCAGAGGCCAAACCUCUGUUGCUGGAAAGUUGGCCUGAAGCAGAACCCCAAGAGAACGUCAAUCUGCUUCUUCAUCAGCAGGAGAUGAGUGAAAAAAGAAACAUCACUAAAACCCUCACAGGAUCAUAUCCAAAUACUUCAGAUAAUACCAAAGUGAUAAUACAAAGUGAUCCUUCUCUGAUCUCCCCUGUAAAACAGAGUAGAACUAAAAGCAAUAGAAUGGACAAAGCAAAACAGCAUUUAGGAGAGCCAAGCAAAAAGCAGCAAAUCUUCAACACAACCCUGUACAGUUUGCCUGCUGACCUUUCUCUGGAUAAUCAGCUUGGUCCGGGGCAGGAAGGUGCAUUUGAUGCUGAUGAGACAUAUCACAUGGAAAACAGUUAUGAAAUUGGUAUUGAUAAUUAUGCUUAUGACUAUGAAGAUUUUGACAAAAUGUUUGAAAUGGGAAGUGUCAGAGGUCCAAAGGGGGAAACUGGACCUCCUAAUCCUAAAGCAGUUUGCAGUAGUGUGAUUCGUAGUCGCACACUGGUAGAAGAAGGUGUUGAUGUGAGCUGCAGAGCUGAUUUACGUUACUUGCUGAAAAAUAGGAGAACACUGGUGAACGUUUAUGCAGUCAGAGUGAACAGCAAACCUCCUAUGCUGAAAGUUUUGGCCUCAGUUAUUUUGAUUUUCUAUCACCAGGGUCCUCCAGGUCCUCCAGGUUUACCUGGUCCAUCAGGAAAGAGAGGUCCUCGGGGUAUUCCAGGACCACAUGGUAAUCCAGGUUUGCCGGGAUUGCCAGGCCCGAAGAUGAUAUUAAUGAGCUUGAUUUCUUUGCAACAGGGCCCUAAAGGAGACCCAGGAUUCUCUCCAGGACAAGCAAAACGUGGAGAAAAGGGUGACCCAGGCCCCAUAGGCUUUCCAGGACCACCUGGGAUCAAAGGCCAAAAGGGUCUUAAGGGUUAUUUGGGACUGCGAGGGCUGCAGGGUGAGCAGGGCUUAGCUGGACCAGAAGGUAACCCAGGUCCUAAAGGUGUAAGAGGUUUCAUUGGACCUCCAGGUGUGGCAGGACAACCAGGACCUGAAGGAGAAAGAGGUUUUCCAGGUGACUUUGGAAAUAGAGGCUCCCCUGGUCCAGAUGGGAAUCCUGGAGGCAUUGGCCCAGCAGGACCGAGUGGACCAUCAGGAAUUCCAGGGCCCAUGGGUGAACAUGGCCUUGCAGGAGCACCAGGAGACCAGGGGUACCCCGGAGACAAGGGUGCGGUUGGUUUACCAGGACCUCCAGGUAUUAGAGGAAAGCCAGGACCCCCAGGGAACGUUGGAGAUCCUGGAUCCCAGGGACCAUUGGGUCCUCCAGGACCUGAGGGUUUUCCAGGAGAUAUUGGUGUACCUGGAUUAAACGGCCCUGAAGGUCCGAAGAGUUUCAAAAAUGUUGGUGUGAGCAGUCAGGGCAACUUGGAGUUGGCACAGGAUAAGGUGCUUUAUCUCUGUGAAGCUGAUUAUAAUCCUGACAGAAAAGGAGUUAUGGGUGACCGAGGGUCUCCAGGACCACAAGGCCCCAAAGGAGUUGAGGGGGAAGUUGGACCAGCUGGGCCUAUUGGAGGAGUCGGCCCAAGAGGAGAGCGAGGUAGUGCAGGACCAGUAGGGCCUCCUGGAGAGAAAGGCAUCAUGGGCUACACAGGACCUCCAGGAAGCCCUGGACCUGUGGGGCCAGAAGGAUUACCUUGCAUAAUUAAUAUUCCAAAUCACGUGUUCAAUAUUCAGGGGCCAAGAGGUCUAGACGGUCCUCUAGGAGAACCAGGAACACAAGGCAUUAAGGGUAAAGCUGGAAAUCCAGGAGAAAGAGGAGAUCAAGGUGCACUUGGUUUGCUUGGGCCUCCCGGCACCACAGGAGACAGGGGACCAAUGGGAGAGCCAGGUCCAAGAGGACAACCAGGGGAUGCUGGCCCUGUUGGAGAAAUGGGGUUUGAGGGACCUCCUGGCCCUGAAGGAGAACCCGGCCUGCAAGGAGAACCUGGCGCAAAGGGAGACACUGGGCCUGCUGGGAAUGCUGGAGAGCCAGGCGACCAAGGUUUAAGGGGUGAAACAGGACCUCCAGGAGAAGACGGUGCUCAAGGAAGAGAUGGCCCAAAGGGAGACCCUGGAGACCAGGGACUUCUUGGUGAAGGUGGUGAAAAAGGAGAGAUAGGGUUACCAGGAAUUGCUGGACCUCCUGAGCUUUUGGGUAAAUUGAAACUGGUGAGCAGUGGACACAUCAAGCCCUUUGGGAGGGGCCCUGAAGGAACACCAGGAAAUCCAGGUCAGCGGGGCCAUUUAGGAAAGAAGGGGGAAAAGGGGCAGCUUGGCCCUCCUGGAGAAAUUGGACCUGCUGGUGACUCUGGCCAACCCGGAGAAACUGGUCCCAAAGGAGCAAGAGGAACUCGAGGUCCCUCGGGACACCUAGGAGGAAUGGGACCUGAAGGAGAGCCAGGAAUUCCAGGUUAUGGGGGUCACCAGGGUCUGCCAGGGCCACCAGGACCUCCAGGACCCAAAGGAGAAAAGGGUUACCCAGGUGAAGACAAUACAGUCCUUGGACCACCUGGGCCCAUAGGUGAACCAGGUCGUAGUGGUGAACGUGGAGAUAGAGGAGAGCCUGGUGACAAGGGCUACAAGAGUCAUCCAGGUCUUCCAGGGCUUAGAGGACCUAUUGGACAACAGGGGCCUCCAGGAGAGCCAGGUGAACUGGGAGAGCAAGGACCAAAAGGAGAAAGAGGUUCAGAAGGGCCCACAGGGAAGAAAGGAGCAACGGGUCAGGCAGGCAAACCUGGAAUUCCUGGAAAACCGGGGCCAUCAGGGCAGAAAGGAGCAGUCGGGUACCCUGGACCAGAAGACAUUCCUGGGAACCCUGGCAAGCCUGGGCUGUCAGGAAAGCCUGGCCCAAAG